Molecule: messenger RNA, 423 nt
Organism: Kuraishia capsulata CBS 1993
Lineage: Eukaryota; Fungi; Ascomycota; Pichiomycetes; Pichiales; Pichiaceae
Exons: 1
Coding region: 1-423 (140 amino acids)
Biological process (GO): mitotic actomyosin contractile ring assembly
Cellular component (GO): myosin II complex
Molecular function (GO): calcium ion binding
Source: RefSeq, a predicted model, not a curated record
AUGUCAGACAAAACUUACAAGGACGCGUUUUCUCUCUUUGAUAAAAAAGGUACCGGCAAGGUCGCCGUUGAUUCGCUUGGUGAUCUCCUGCGUGCCGUUGGUCAGAACCCAACUUUGGCGGAGAUCUCACAAUUGCAGACUCAAGUCUCCUCCGAUUUGGACUACACCACUUUCGUGAAGAUUGUGGAUCGUCCAGAGGGAUUCAAGGCUUUGGGUCAACCCGAGGAUUACAUCAAGGGUUUCCAGGUCUUUGACAAGAAUAUGACUGGAUUCAUUGGUGUUGGAGAAUUGAGAUACAUCUUGACCUCUAUUGGAGAGAAGCUCACUGAUGAGGAAGUUGAUGAGCUGCUCAAGGGUGUUAAUGUCACCGAGGACCAGAACGUUGACUAUGUGGAGUUUGUGAAGAGUAUACUUGCACAGUAA